Messenger RNA from Penicillium bovifimosum, 420 nucleotides. RefSeq lists its product as uncharacterized. The coding region runs from base 1 to 420 and encodes 139 amino acids. The transcript has a single exon. Lineage: Eukaryota; Fungi; Ascomycota; Eurotiomycetes; Eurotiales; Aspergillaceae. The record is from RefSeq and is a predicted model, not a curated record.
AUGAACAACAUCGAAACCCAUGCCAGGCCCGCAAUCUCUAAAGAGGUGGCUGCGUUGCACCCGAAGGGUUCCGAGCCAUACAAACAAAUGGUCAACGAGCAAUGGGAACUCAUGGAGGGACGUAUAACAAAGAUCAUCACCGCCUACACCGAGGAAGAGAUGCAGGAGCUGUGGUCCGAAUUUAAAAGGGAGUACUCCCGCUUCAGGAAAUUCAUCACGUAUAUGACUACAGAGUGGUUCGCAUCCUGUCCCAGGCAAUUCUUACGCUGCUACACCAAACAAUAUUUUCAUAUUGAUGAAACCACUACCUCUCGGGUCGAAGGAGCGCAUUGGACCCUCAAGAGAGACCUCCAGGUCUCAAACAAGGACCUUUUUGACGUUGUUCAAAAUAUGAAAAUAUUGUUUGGUGUAGCAGCGUAA